AUGGAAGACAAGCAAGACUUUAAUACAAAUAAAACGCCAAACGGAAAAUAAAUUUGGUUUGACUGUGAAAAUAAUAAACACUAUGUAUUGGAUGAAAAGACUGGUACUCAGUAACUCUGUGAUCCAUAGGGUAAUCUACCUCUAAAGUUUAUUCCAAAUAAAACUGGACACAUGGGAUUCAGUGAGCGUUAGAAUUGGCUGCCUAGAUAAGUAGUUCCUCCUUACUAGAAUCAGUUAAAUGAUAGAGCUAAGAGUACAGAAAAGAAGAUUUAUACUAGGAAACAAUAAGAAUCAUUGAGGAGUAUGAGCUCAAAUAUUUCCUUGCAUGAAAACUAAAAGAAAUUUGCAUCUAGAACAAUGACUGAUGGAUUUAUGAAGGCAGGGAAUACUGGAGUAAACUAUCUUAGUGGAAGAAUGAAUAUCCUUGGCACAAUUAAUCCAGUAGUUAACUAAAAAGACCCCAAAUAUCAAACAAUUCAACAAUUCUCAACGAUAGAUAAGAACAGACCAAAUUCUGCCACUCGUACAUCAAGCACUAUUAAAAAGCCCUCAAAAGAUACUAUGAUGGCAGGAGGGACAACUUUGACAUUUCUAUCGUAAGAAGCUAGAAAAGAUAAAAUACUGUCUGAUUUAAAUCAAUAUUCCUCUAAAUGGCAGAAUGAAAGAGAUAAAAGGAUUUAAGCUGGCUAAGCUCCUAACCCUGUAAGUUAGGAAGAGAAGAAUGUCAAAGCCCUCACUCAAAUUAUGAUAAGAAAUGAUAGUGGCUACGCUAUCCAUGGUAGAUAACUUUAAACACCAUCUGCUACUAUUUUAAUGAAAAGAAGUUAAAUAAUGUAGAGAAACUAAAGUUAGUAUCUCACUUCAAUGAGUCAAUCCAAUUUGCUUUUGGACUAAAAUCAACAUUAAAAAACCAGUCAACCUACCCUAUUUAAAGAUCCCUCUCAACAGCAAUAUUUUUCUAGCAUAAAUCCAUCAUCUAAUGAUAAUAAUCAAACCUCUAGAUUUCAAUAAAAUAAUAACUAGGAUGGGAAGUAUAAUAGUUUAAAAACUUCACCCAAGUAAAGAGUCGAUAGACACUCAUUAGCAGAGCAAACCUUAAGAAUUUAAAGAUUUUAAGAUUACACUAUUAAGCAAAAAUAUAUAGAGAAAGUCAAUCCAUUUUUACAAAAAAACAUAGACAUUUAAACUUAGUACGAAUUUACCAAGUACUUCGAUAGACCCUAGUCUCCAUCAGCAGAUCCUGGCUAGAAUGCUGCAUAAGCUAAAGGGGGAUAACCAGCUGCUGGAGGUAAAUAAGCUCCAGCUAAAGGUGCACCAUAGCCAGGGAAGAAAGACGAAGCUCCGUAGAUAGGGAUCUUUAAGGAGCAAGGCUUAUUUGAAAUUAAAGGAAAUGAAUUUAUCGAUAGAGAGGAGGAUUUAGCAUUUAAAUAAUCAAUUUGCCCUUGGGUAUCAAAUAAGACUAAGACUUAGUAUAUGAUGUCUAUAGAGCACUAACAAAAGGAGCUUCAUGAAAAAGGCUAUAUACCAGAUCCUGAAAAGCCAAUCAGAUCUAACACCAAGGGAAGAUUCAACAUGCCAAUCAAAACUCCAUCAGAGUUGUUCGUAGUAGACAAGCUAUGGGAAAGAAAGGCUAAUCCUGUAUCAUUUGAGGAAUUUAAGAAAAGGGAAAUCUGGGAUAAAAAGAUGCUAGAAAAGAAAAGAAAUCAAAAAAUGCUAAAGGACAAACUUAUUGAAGAUUAGAUGAAGCAUCUUAACAAUAGAUCUCCCAUUAAGAAGAAGAUUUGA
Messenger RNA from Stylonychia lemnae, 1785 nucleotides. The record is from the annotation of a GenBank genome assembly. NCBI's taxonomy places the organism in Eukaryota, Ciliophora, Spirotrichea, Sporadotrichida, Oxytrichidae.